Ctenopharyngodon idella (grass carp) is the source of this 3114-nucleotide messenger RNA. Its product is annotated as mannose-binding protein C. Gene Ontology annotation, cellular component: rough endoplasmic reticulum; multivesicular body. The record is from RefSeq and is a predicted model, not a curated record. The transcript is spliced from 4 exons. Bases 999 to 1754 code for a protein of 251 amino acids. NCBI's taxonomy places the organism in Eukaryota, Metazoa, Chordata, Actinopteri, Cypriniformes, Xenocyprididae.
UUUAGAUCAAACUAUUGGCAGACCCACUGCUGAACUUGCAGAGCCAUGGUCUAGUCUAGUGAACAGAUGUAUGAAAUAAAUAAAGAAAUAUUAAUAAAUGACUUUAUGCAUUAGAACAAUAAUAACAUCCUCUCUAACACUAAAUAGUUUAAAUGACCAAAAUUACUAACAUACAACCUUGUUCAAUUUGUGCCAUUGUGUUACAUUUUUUAAUGUGCUUUGAAAAGUAAAUACAAGUGAAUUUAGAUUGUAUCAGUCAAGACUGACUCAUUAAGCUUUUAUAUUUUACAUAAGCUCAUUUUAAAUGUCAUUUGUGUUGUCCACUUUAUCAUGAGGCACAUAUUUCCUGUUUAAAAUUCUAGUAUUCUUGUUUUUUAUUUUCAUAAGACUGAUGAAGUUGCCUUUUUAUUUGUUUGUUUUGUGGGGCACUAUAUAAUUUAAUCUUUUUUGUAUAUGUAAUCAAGUUUAUUUUCAAAUUUUCUUGUAUUGAACCCCAUGUGAAGGAAAGUUAUUUUUCAUUGAUCAAUUAUAUAUUUGCAAAUAAUCUUUUAUGUAAAAUAUCUUACUCAGGAUAACAUGCAUUUUGUAUUGUCUCCCUUAUUUUGUUAAAAUUAUUAACAUUUUCACAGAUUCUGCAAGUGGUUCACAUACUUUUUCUUGCAACUGUAUAUACCUAGGAUGGUGUGGCUAGUAUUGAGGAUGAGUAAAUCAUGGGAUAAUUUUCAUUUUUGGGUGAACUAUCCCUUUAAAUUCAGUCAUUUAGCAUAUAGUUUUAAAGGAAUAGUACCACACAACCAGUUAACCAGGGUGUCAAUAUAUGAGAGGUUGGGAGGGCCUAAAAGCACAUUGCACAUGCGCAGCAUAUCAGUUUUUCAUAAUAUGAGAUUGACAACAACAAGCCCCUCAGAUUUAAUAAAGACCUUCCUCUCUUCAGUCAGUGUGAUUUUAGUCUUGCGGACUUGUUUGGCAACAGACAUCUGGACUCCUCCAUUAAACUGAUGGCGCUGUUAAAGCUGUUCCUCGGGGCUCUUCUGCUCCUUCAGUUUGUUCUGUUGGAUGGAGCUGAACCUCAGAACCUGAACUGCCCUGCAUAUGGUGGCGUUCCAGGGACUCCUGGACACAACGGUCUGCCUGGUAGAGAUGGGAGAGAUGGUAAAGACGGAGCAAUUGGACCCAAAGGAGAGAAGGGGGAGCCAGGAGUGAAUGUGCAGGGAACGCCGGGUAAAGCAGGACCGUCUGGCCCAGCUGGAGCCAAGGGUGAAAGGGGACCACCAGGCUUGCCUGGACGUGACAGCACAGCUGACUCCCUGAAAUCUGAGAUCCAGCAGCUUAACGCCAAGAUUGCUAUGCUUGAGAAAGCUGCGAGUUUUAAUACAUUCAGAAAAGCUGGACAGAAAUACUACGUCACUGAUGGUAUUGAGCUUACUUUUGAUAAAGGGGUGCAGUACUGCAAGGACUUUGGAGGAGCAAUGGUGUUGCCAACAACUGCUUUAGAAAACCAGGCGCUAUUGAAAGUAUUAUUAUCCAGUGGUUUAAGUGGUAAGAAGCCAUUUAUUAGAAUCACAGAUAGAGAAACCGAGGGACAGUUUGUGGACACUGAGGGGAAGCAAUUGACUUUUACAAACUGGCAUAAUGGUCAGCCUGAUGAUUAUAAGGGACUACAAGACUGUGGUAUUAUCACAGACUCUGGCCUUUGGGAUGAUGUCAGUUGUAAUGGUCAACUUCCCAUCAUAUGUGAAAUAGAAAUUAGAUAGAAUUUACACUGUAAAAUCAAACAAUCUACACAAUAAAAUUGAGGUAACAAUUUGCACUGAAUGUUUGGGUAGAUUUCAUCUCUUUCAAACUGCUGCUACAUAGACAGGUUUCUUGUAUACAAACAAUACUGGAUGCGCGCGCAUGCAGAACACAAGAUCCAGGGGGCUCCGCCCCCUGGAUCUGGAUCCAACUCCUCCCACUUUACAUAUCCUUUAACCUACCCAUCUCCGCCCCCUGGAUCUGGAUCCAACUCCUCCCACUUUACAUAUGACUUAACCUACCCGUCUCCGCCCCCUGGAUCUGGAUCCAACUCCUCCCACUUUACAUAUCCCUUAACCUACCCGUCUCCACCCCCUGGAUCUGGAUCCAACUCCUCCCACUUUACAUAUGACUUAACCUACCCGUCUCCGCCCCCUGGAUCUGGAUCCAACUCCUCCCACUUUACAUAUGACUUAACCUACCCGUCUCCGCCCCCUGGAUCUGGAUCCAACUCCUCCCACUUUACAUAUCCCUUAACCUACCCGUCUCCACCCCCUGGAUCUCGAGUGAUCUGCAGUAAGGGGAUACUGGGAGCAUUCAGGGGGCAGACCGCUAACGAGUUAUGCCGGAAAAAACGCUUAACGUGACUUAAUGUACUAAGACAGUGAUAUUAACAGACCAAACUCAGUAGACAUCAUACUAAUAAACCAUACUAUGUACAGAAAAGCAGUUGGGGCCUACUAUGUGAUAUUAAAAGAUCAAAUUCUGCACAAACCAAAUAUUCUAUAGGCUAUAGUAUGCUUUAUUAGUAUAGUGUUUACUAAGUUUGGUCUUUUAAUGUCACUGUCUCAGUACAUUAAGCCACGUUAAGCGUUUUCUUUAUGGGAGCAAAAUGCUUAAUUAAACGUGUUGCGUUCAUAUUAUGGGCUCAUCUGCUUUUCUGUACGUAGUAUGCUUUAUUAGUAUGGUGUUUACUAAGUUUGGCUUGUUAAUAACACUGUCUUAGUAAAUUAAGCCACGUUAGGCUUUUUCACGUUAAACGUUUUAGAACGUCCCGUUAUGGCGAGUUCUGCAUGCACCUCACGGGAGGUAACAGUCAUUUAUGCUGAGAAAAGAGGUGGAUGCAAAUCUCUGCAGGUAGCCUACAACAUCUGUUCUGCUGAAUUAUUUAUCACCAUUAAUAAACCCCACAAAGAAUAUUAUAUCGUUUUUAAACAGUACUUGGAGGUGCAUGCAAUUCUUGGCAUAUAACAUUAUGCAGAACUCGGCAUAACACCUGUAGAAGAUUGUAACGUUAAUCAACCAUUGUAAUUAAUGUAGAUUUCGCAUUGUUUGUAAAUUCUUGUUGACUCAAUAAUAAACUGCCAUUUCAGAGUUGGA